Molecule: messenger RNA, 1185 nt
Organism: Lipotes vexillifer (Yangtze River dolphin)
Lineage: Eukaryota; Metazoa; Chordata; Mammalia; Artiodactyla; Lipotidae
Gene: KRAS
Product: KRAS proto-oncogene, GTPase
Exons: 4
Coding region: 8-574 (188 amino acids)
Biological process (GO): signal transduction
Cellular component (GO): membrane
Molecular function (GO): GTP binding; GTPase activity
Source: RefSeq, a predicted model, not a curated record
GCUGAAAAUGACUGAAUAUAAACUUGUGGUAGUUGGAGCUGGUGGCGUAGGCAAGAGUGCCUUGACGAUACAGCUAAUUCAGAAUCACUUUGUGGAUGAAUAUGAUCCUACGAUAGAGGAUUCCUACAGAAAACAAGUAGUAAUUGAUGGAGAAACCUGUCUCUUGGAUAUUCUCGACACAGCAGGUCAAGAGGAGUACAGUGCAAUGAGGGACCAGUACAUGAGGACUGGGGAGGGCUUUCUUUGUGUAUUUGCCAUAAAUAAUACUAAAUCAUUUGAAGAUAUUCACCAUUAUAGAGAACAAAUAAAAAGAGUUAAAGACUCUGAAGAUGUACCUAUGGUUCUAGUAGGAAAUAAAUGUGAUUUGCCUUCUAGAACAGUAGACACAAAACAGGCUCAGGACUUAGCAAGAAGUUAUGGAAUUCCUUUUAUUGAAACAUCUGCAAAGACAAGACAGGGUGUUGACGAUGCCUUCUAUACAUUAGUUCGAGAAAUUCGAAAACAUAAAGAAAAGAUGAGCAAAGAAGGUAAAAAGAAGAAAAAGAAGUCAAAGACAAAGUGUAUAAUUAUGUAAAUACAAUUUGUACUUUUUUCUUAAGGCGUACUUAAGUAAAAGUGGUAAUUUUUGUACAUUACACUAAAUUAUUAGCAUUUGUUUUAGCAUUACCUAAUUGUCUUUCUGCUCCAUCCAUACUGUUAGCUUUUAUCUUGAAUGCUUAUUUUAAAAUGACAGUGGAAACUUUUUUCCUCUAAGUGCCAGUAUUCCCUGAGUUUUGGUUUUUGAACUAGCAAUGCCUGUGAAAAAGAAACUGAACACCUGAGAUUUCUGUCCUGGGGUUUUUGGUGCAUGCAGUUGAUUACUUCCUAUUUUUCUUACCAAUUGUGAACUUCAGUGUGAAACAAAUUUAAUGAGCCUUUCAAAUCAUCCCUAUUCUGUGUUUUAUCAAUCAUAUACAUGGAUUAAUUACUAAUUAUAACUUCAGUUGAGAUUUCACGAUUGGUUUUACUGAAGCAUUGAGGGAACACAAAUUUAUGAGCUUCCUGUAGAUUCAUCUUGUAGGUUUCAUGUCCUGUAGUUUCAGUUACCCUUAAUAAAUGUAAAGGUACACUGUUCACAAAGGUUUUCUCCUUCUUUCCACUGCUAUUUGUCACGUUCCCCCAAAUAUUAUAUUUUUUCUAUAAAAA